Messenger RNA from Paraphaeosphaeria sporulosa, 1198 nucleotides. RefSeq names its product ClpP/crotonase. Bases 83 to 949 code for a protein of 288 amino acids. Gene Ontology annotation, cellular component: mitochondrion. The transcript has 2 exons. NCBI's taxonomy places the organism in Eukaryota, Fungi, Ascomycota, Dothideomycetes, Pleosporales, Didymosphaeriaceae. The record is from RefSeq and is a predicted model, not a curated record. Gene Ontology annotation, molecular function: enoyl-CoA hydratase activity. Gene Ontology annotation, biological process: fatty acid beta-oxidation.
UCCAGAUGUAGCUUCGAUACAUUCACUCCUUCUUGCUAGAUUUUCUGCGCUUCAAUUGAGCGACGAAAACCACACAUCUACAAUGCAGGCAUUAAGGUCAUCCAUUAGGGCAGCCACCCGUGCACCUGCAUGUGGCUUCCAGUUCGCUCGCAACUACUCCGCCGGAAAGACAUACGAGCAUAUUCUCGUCUCGUCACCAAAACCCGGUGUAGGCUUCAUCCAACUGAACCGCCCAAAAGCCCUCAACGCCCUCUGCACACCGCUCAUCCUCGAGCUCAAUGCCGCUCUCCGUGACUAUCAAGCCGACAAGUCCAUCGGCGCCAUCGUCCUUACUGGCUCAGACCGUGCCUUCGCCGCUGGCGCCGAUAUCAAAGAAAUGAAGGACCUCACCUUUAGCACCUCCUACGGGAACGACUUCAUCGAGAACUGGUCCGAGCUCGUCACCUUCCUCAAGAAACCCCUCAUCGCGGCAGUCAACGGCUACGCCCUCGGCGGUGGCUGCGAGCUCGCUAUGAUGACCGACAUCAUCUACGCCGGUCCUAAGGCUACCUUCGGACAACCUGAGAUAAAACUCGGCACCAUCCCCGGCGGUGGAGGUAGCCAGCGCCUCACCCGCGCCAUCGGGAAGUCACGCGCUAUGGAGAUCAUCCUCACAGGGGACAACAUCAGCGCAAAGCAGGCCGGCGAGUGGGGUCUUGCGGCACGUGUGUUCGAUACGCCUGAGGAGACAAUUGAGGCAGCCCUCACGACUGCGGAGAAAAUCGCGAGUUACAGCCAGAUUGCAGUCAAGGCGUGCAAGGAGGUUGUGAACAAGAGUCAGGAGCUCGGCGUGCGGGACGGCGUGGAGUUUGAGCGGCGGAUAUUCCACGGGCUGUUUGGAAGCAAGGACCAGACGAUUGGGAUGACGGCAUUUGCAGAGAAGAAGAAGCCCGAGUGGAUAAACGAGUAGUGCGGUUACGUGAAGAGACGGGACAGUGGAAAAGUUGAAGUUGAAAUUAUCGGUACUUGCUCAUGAAAUUAUGUAGGAGGCCGUAUAAACCCGCAAAUCCCACUACAUAUCUAGUAUACACCAGCCUUCGACUUUUCCCAGCCAGAGAGGCAUUAUGCGCAGGCGCAGGCCACCAUCCAGACCACACACCGGGUAUCCAAUCCAAUCUAUGUACGAGAAACAAAACGCUAAAUGACAGAUACUUCCUCU